AUGUCUCAGUUCCGGGACCAAGGCUUCCAGCAGACGUCACCAUCUUCGUAUACGGGAGUUGGCAUCGACGUUGGCAACAUCGGAAGCACACCAAACUCACGUACGAUCGGGUACUCGCCAGGAUCCAACUCGGUAAAGUCCGCUUCGAAGCCGAACCAGACCCCUGACCGUGACGGAUCUGAUGGCCAGCACUCCAUCUUUUCCCCGACGGUUCAAGGAAGCGGUGGUGGCUUCCGCACAACGGGAAUCCCCGUUGACAGAGACCCUUUUGUGACGCCAUCUUCAAAAACGAAGACGCACGGCCAACGGCUGUCUGCCACAGCAUCGUCAUUUCGUCCAUUUUAUGACGAGCCGUCGGACGGGUCCGAAAGCAACCGAUCUCGUGCCGGGGAUGAUUUUGACAACGAGCGUAAUCAAGCCGCUGAUAACAUAUCCCCGGCCCUCAGCACUGAACUGAUGCUCUCCCGUUGCAUUGAACUUUCGGCCUCGACGUCUGUGACAAGCGCUGAUGCUGAGGCCUAUUUGGCGAUUAUUGCACCGGGUGAAAACAUAGCUGCAAAUCACGAGGGACAGCUGGAUCUACUUGCGGUUCUCCUCCACAAUGCUCCUAUGGGAUUACCCCAGGUUGAGCCUGUUGUGUUCAAGCUACUUAGAUCUGAGGGAGACCUCUUUGCAUUCCGGAAGCAUCACCGCUCUGAGGAUGGGGCCUUGAAGGCCGUCAUCGAGUACUCGGACAUCAACGUUGCACUCAAUGUAGCGGGAAAAUUAAAUGGAAUCACAGUCGAUGGACUUCAUCUUCGUAUCGAUUUCUACCAGGCAGAAGGUCAUGCUGGCCGGGCAGUCCCACUCAACGAAGGAAUUACAACGCCCAUGCCGACCCCCAUGCGCUAUCCUCCAGAUGAGAAUAUGGGGUUUCAAACCCAAGCUAUGGGAUCGUUUCACAAACCGCAACAGCCAGGGAACAAUGGACUUCUUCCUGUUCGGCAUCAGGUAACCCCCCCUGCUUCUGGUAUGGGCGGCCCUCCCCAAGUGGCACUGGUUCCCAUGGUGCUUCGAAACCCAUACACACCUGGUACGCCGCUUAUUCUUGAUCCAUAUGGUCCGCAUGGACACAAUAUGACACCAAUGCCCGGUGGAACUCCUUUGGUUUUUCCCCCUGGCGCUCCAGUCUCCACGAUCAUGGGACAUCAUGGAUACGACAGGUCUUCGACUGUGGCUAGUCGCUAUAACAAUCGUCGUGGUGGGGCGCUGCGCAUAGACAGGAACCUGCACUACAACCCAAAUGGUCAUCACAACCAAGUUGAUAUCAACCGCAUCCGGGAGGGUGUUGAUGUUCGCACCACUAUCAUGUUGCGCAACAUUCCCAACAAGGUUGAUCAACGGAUGCUAAAGGCCAUUGUUGACGAGUCCAGCUGGGGCAAGUACGAUUUUAUGUAUUUGCGAAUUGAUUUUGCCAAUGACUGCAAUGUGGGAUACGCUUUCAUCAAUUUUGCAGACCCUUUGGAUAUUAUCGACUUUGCCAAAGCGCGCGACAAUCAAAGAUGCGACAAGGUUGCCGAGAUUUCUUAUGCUAGUAGAGACUGCCUGGUGCAGAAGUUUCGGAACAGCUCGGUCAUGCUUGAGGCUCCUCACUACCGUCCUAAACUGUACUACACAGUUAAUGGGACGAACCCCGACAUGGCCGGCCAAGAGGAAGAAUUUCCUGGGCCAGACAAUCCAUCCAAGAUGAAGCGAAGCUGUGAAAAUGCAGAGCACGUUGGCCUCUUUACGCCACAUCUCAGUCAGUACUAUCGCGACGAGCAACGCCGGCGGCGUUCUCAGUACGACCGGGGAACCAGAAUGGCAGCUCUCGAGGAGUAUGACUAUGAGGCGACGCUUCAGCGGAUGUAUAUGCCGCACUGA
Grosmannia clavigera kw1407 is the source of this 1902-nucleotide messenger RNA. RefSeq names its product meiosis protein. The record is from RefSeq and is a predicted model, not a curated record. Gene Ontology annotation, molecular function: RNA binding. The coding region runs from base 1 to 1902 and encodes 633 amino acids. NCBI's taxonomy places the organism in Eukaryota, Fungi, Ascomycota, Sordariomycetes, Ophiostomatales, Ophiostomataceae. The transcript has 11 exons.